Penicillium alfredii is the source of this 342-nucleotide messenger RNA. RefSeq lists its product as uncharacterized. NCBI's taxonomy places the organism in Eukaryota, Fungi, Ascomycota, Eurotiomycetes, Eurotiales, Aspergillaceae. The coding region runs from base 1 to 342 and encodes 113 amino acids. The record is from RefSeq and is a predicted model, not a curated record. The transcript has a single exon.
AUGCCGCCGAAGAGUAUGAAACACAUGAGCACUCAGCCCGCGGAUGAGGUUGUGCACCAGGAUGAUGCGGAUCAUUCCGCAGGAAUCCCACCCGGAUCCCAAGCCCGGCCUCCAGCAAAACGGACCGGAAUAUCUUCUACCAAACCAGCGGUAGCCGCCCCGCGGGCUCCUCGUGGCAGCAAGAAAAAGGCGACCCCGCCCCCAGAGAACGAUACCUCUGCGGCUACGCAGUCCCGCCCAGUGCCUUCACGUCGUGAGUUACAGACUAUAGGUGAAAAGGCUUUUGAGGCUGUUCUUGUAUUUCUUCAGCUCCUGUGGGUGUACUGGCUCAAUCUGCCAUGA